Melampsora larici-populina 98AG31 is the source of this 462-nucleotide messenger RNA. RefSeq lists its product as uncharacterized. Bases 1 to 462 code for a protein of 153 amino acids. NCBI's taxonomy places the organism in Eukaryota, Fungi, Basidiomycota, Pucciniomycetes, Pucciniales, Melampsoraceae. The record is from RefSeq and is a predicted model, not a curated record. The transcript has 4 exons.
AUGAGAGAAUUCAAAGAAUUGGAAACCUGUAUGAAAAGUAGUGCAAAAGCCUCACCUAAAAUUAGGGAAACCUUUUGCCUAGCUCAAAAUGCUGCUCUACAUCCAAGAGCACCUCUCUAUGAUCCAAGAAAACAUGCGAAUUCAGUCAUCAACUUGUGUUUACUCAAAUUGUGUGAUGUAAUAAGGAUAACAUAUUUGACAACAAAGAAUUACACAAGAUUCAACCAUAUCACUUGUGAGGGAUUCCUCUAUUUAGAUACCUGUGUCAUUCAAAGUGGAAGAUUAGGAAUAGUUUGGUGUGUAUUAAGAGUAUUUGGAUAUGGUGAUGAUCUCACAGUAAGUGAAACAUUUUUACCCCAUGGGUUCACUGAAAACUUGACCUGUACCUCUUUUCAACUAUAUUUAUUCAGAACUUUUUUUGGGAAGAUCCAAUAUUCCAAAAGAAUGUUCAGUCAAACUUAG